Messenger RNA from Astrephomene gubernaculifera, 948 nucleotides. Lineage: Eukaryota; Viridiplantae; Chlorophyta; Chlorophyceae; Chlamydomonadales; Astrephomenaceae. The record is from the annotation of a GenBank genome assembly.
GUGGACUACAAGGACUGUACGGUUCUGUACACCUUCUGGCAGGGCGUUAACCCAGAUGACCGGAAAGCCAUCUGCGCCCAAGUGGCGCGAACACAGCAGAAGCUCGAGGUUGUGAUCAUCGUGCAGCAGGCCCUUCGUCAAAAAAGCCCAGCAGAGCAGUACAUGGCGGACUUGGGGCUUCCUGGCCUAAGCCUGCUGUGGUACUCACCUGUCGGUGCGCAAGGCGGGCAGAAGUUUCGGGCCUACACCUUUAUCACGGAACUCGGUAGGCGUAAGCAGCAGGCGCCGAGUCCUGAGCGGCUGCCACUCAUCCAGGCAGGGGUGGAUGACGCAGAAGCCCCCAUGGAGCUUGCAGAUGGCGCCGAGCUGGCCACAGCUGCUGAGGCAGCGGCAGCUGCUGACCCUGUUGCUCCUGACGCGGAAAUGGAGGCUGUCGUGGAUCCUGCUUUGGAGGUAGACUAUGACGCCGCAGAGCCUGCACCCAAGAAACCCCGGCUGUCGUCUCCUAGCAAGGACCGCACAGCCCCUGCUGCUGCUGCUGCUGCUGCUGCUGCUGCUGCUGUGGCGGCGGGUAUCAACACUCCUGCUGCACGGCGGGUGGCGAAUGGGGGCCCCCAAACCUGCAACGCCUCGACUUCUCCAUUGCAGCUGUUUGCUGCCGCUGCUUCUGCUGGUGACGGAUCCGCCUCAGGCGUGCUUGGUGGCGCGGGCACAAGCCCAGCAGGGCUAGCGCCACCUGCAUCAGCCACCGCUGCAGACCUGGUGCAGCACCAAAGCUGCUGCACGCAGCCCUCUGCUGCUGCUGCCGCUGCUGCUGCUGCUGCUGCUGAUGUGGCUACCAGCGGGUCCCCAGCAGGCGUGCCAAUGGGGCGGUCUCCGCCGCUGAGCACGGCAGGAGUUGUCCCCUCCCUGGCUCCAGCCUCCUCUCCACCCGUGCCUACAGAUCUG